GAUUGAGUCGCGUGGUGGGGACAAAGCGCGGCGGAGUGGGGAGAACGGCGCAGUGGUGGGGGAGCGUUCGGAACGGAGCGGCAGAACGAGCCGUCAGUCAGCCGUGCUUCGUCGUGGGGAUGAGAUCGCAACGAGGAAUGACGUCGCACGAUCCGACAUUCGCGCGACUACGGUGACACUGUACAAAGACUACACGCGGUUCUAACUAACACGUUCAACCGUUCACGCGAUCGUGAAUUCUGAAUUCCGUCGAAUAAUCGUGUGUUGGUUCCAUUUCGGAGUUACAAAAAGGCGUGUUUCCCGCAGGCUGUGCAACUGUGCGGUGUUCUAUCCCCGUUUCUCCAUCUUCCGCAUUCCUCGCUCCGAUUGGAGUGUCUCUCUGUACACGAGCAUCGUGUAUCGACGACUCUUCGACGGGAUUAUUGCACGCAGGCGGGAUCAGUUCGACCGAGGGAAAGCCAGAGCGUCAGUAACGGCAGAAAACAUCGCGGUUGGCUGGCGGAGGAUGAGCUAGAAAACGAGGAAAAGAGGGAAGCUCGAGGAGGCCGCGUCAUCGACGAAUUUUCCUAAGUAUGCAGCGAACGAGGAGGAUGCACUGGUCGAUGACGUGAAUCGACCGAGUUUUCGGUCGAUAACUUGUGCCGCUGGCUGAAUGGCUAGCCAGACAUUUCGCUCUGUUCGUAGGAGGACUGUCUUUCGGAAGACCAUCGAGUAACCGCGUUCCCUCCGCUUCUUAUCCAAAUGUUGUUCGUCUACGAUUGAAGAUACUAGUAUCAAUCGCUAUCACGGACUUUGUACCCGCUCUGACUCGAUCAUCGUUUCACGUUGAUCACCGGUAAUCCGAAGAUACUCGGAUAGAGGAGAAACGACUGUUCGAAGUGUACAGUUGUUUGUCGAAGGUCGUCGUUGUCGAACGGAAGAGCCGGAGUGGGUCAGUUUCGAAGGUCGAGGGGUGAUUGACCGUUCCAGCCACUGUCAGAGGUGAGGGAUCAUCUCGACGGAUGAAGGCAACGACGACCAAGGAGCAGGAACGUUGCUGCUUCUGCGAGAGUCGCCCUUGAUCCAUAGGCCAGCCACGUGUAUCGCACACGUUCGGUAUCGCGAGGAUCGCGACGAUUUCCCCACCAACCACGGCCACAUGACUUGACGAUCGCCCCACCUACCGCUGCUCGUCGUUUCAGCGAAGGCGGCGGCGACAGUGGCAGAAACGUCACCGAGGGAACGACCAGCACAACGACGACGACGACGACGACCAGCGACGACACCGACGACGACGAGGACGACGAGGACACGGCACGUGGAUGUGCACGAAAGAAGAAGCUAAUCGGUUGGCUGAGUGGAGGUUACUUAACUAGUGACACGGGUCCCUGGUGGUUCAGUCGACGACGGUCGGUCACCAGGUGCGAGACACUCUUUGCCUCUCUGUGUCUCUCGCUCUUCUUUCUUUUUUUUCUUUUUCUUUCUUUAUUUCUUUAUCAACUUCCUUAUCCUCUACCUCGUCGGUCCGUUUAUCACUCUACGUUUAAAGGUCGUACGGUGCGAUAUUCAGAGUUGUGGGUCGUGUUGAUCGUGGUGGGUGUGCCGGUGCCGUUGUUUGUUGUCGUUGUUCUUGUUAUCAUCCUCCAUUUAGGCGGUGUGGCUAGUGAGUACACAGUGUCGAGCGUGAAACUGGAGCCGCUGGUGGUAACAGCUGAGAGGCAGAGCUAUCAUGUGCCCGCAGAGGAUUUUUGGACUGGCCAUCGUCGCACUGGUGACUCUGGCUGGACGAGUGGCAGCCUAUACCAAUCAGUGGGCAGCGCACAUUGAAGGAGGACCGGAAGUGGCCCGGCAGGUCGCGCAGGAGCAUGGAUUUCAGUAUCUCGAUAAGAUAGUCGAUAAUUGGUAUCACAUGGUGCACACAUCCGUGGUGAAGAGGUCAACGGAACCACACCUGGGUGUACACGUGAAAUUAACCCAAGAUCGAAGAGUACGUCGAGCCGAGCAACAACGGGUCAAAUCACGAUCGAAACGGGACCUGAUAAUCAAACGUGGUCCGUCCAAUAUAAGAACUGUUUUGAAUGACGAGAUGUGGCCUCAAAUGUGGUACUUGAACAGGGGGAAGGGCCUGGACAUGAACGUGCAGGAAGCCUGGGCUGAAGGAAUUACAGGACACGGGGUCGUGGUCACGAUUCUUGAUGACGGAUUAGAGAAAAAUCACCCCGAUCUCUACAUGAACUACGAUCCGCAAGCUAGUUACGAUGUUAAUAACCACGAUGAAGAUCCCAUGCCGAGGUACGAUGUGCUGGACAGUAAUCGACAUGGCACCAGGUGCGCUGGUGAAGUGGCUGCGACUGCUAACAAUUCCAUUUGCGCUGUAGGGGUCGCAUUUGGUGCUGGCGUUGGUGGAGUGAGAAUGCUGGAUGGAGAUGUAACUGACGCAGUCGAGGCGAGAUCUCUGAGUUUGAAUCCCCAACACAUCGACAUUUACAGUGCCUCCUGGGGACCGGAUGACGACGGGAAAACCGUCGAUGGUCCUGGCGAACUUGCCACUAGAGCGUUCAUCGAAGGGAUAACAAAGGGUCGCAACGGUAAAGGGUCAAUUUUCGUGUGGGCGUCAGGAAACGGUGGCAGGGAUCACGACAACUGCAAUUGCGAUGGUUACACGAACAGCAUCUGGACGUUGUCCAUCAGCAGUGCGACGGAAAAUGGUCAGGUGCCUUGGUACAGCGAAGCCUGUUCCUCCACCCUUGCUACCACCUACAGUUCUGGCUCGACGGGAGAGAAACAGGUGGUGACUACCGAUUUGCAUCAUCUUUGCACGAGCAGUCACACAGGCACCUCGGCAUCGGCGCCCUUAGCUGCUGGCAUCUGUGCCCUUGCCCUCGAGGCUAAUAAAAAAUUGACCUGGAGGGACAUGCAGCAUAUCGUCGUGAGAACAGCGAAACCUGCCAACUUGAAGGCUCUUGAUUGGGUCACCAAUGGUGUAGGAAGAAACGUGAGUCAUAGCUUUGGAUAUGGCUUGAUGGAUGCAGCUGCCAUGGUUCGCUUGGCCAGAAGAUGGCAAACAGUGCCGGAACAGCACAAGUGUGAAGUUUCAGCCCCACACAUGGGCAGGCCAAUACCACCAAAGAGCCAGUUAACUCUGGAAUUACACGUCAAGGAGUGUAGCGGUGUUAAUUUUCUCGAGCACGUGCAGGCAAAAGUAUCUCUGAUGGCCUCGAGAAGAGGGGAUCUUCAGAUACAACUAACAUCUCCGCAAGGUACGAAGAGUGUUCUUCUAGCAAAAAGGCCUCACGAUGUCUCGAAGGCUGGUUUCACUCAAUGGCCAUUUAUGUCGGUUCACACUUGGGGAGAAAGACCACACGGCACGUGGAAACUUGAAAUCCACAAUGAGGGUCGAUACCAAGGUCGCGCCACACUUCACGAAUGGGCGUUGAUAUUCUACGGGACAUCGACGCUGCCCGAUCGCACCGAGUACGCGUUGUACAGUCCGGCGAGUACGAACAUAUCGAGAAGACCGUUCGUGAAACCGCGCGAGACCGGCUUCUCGAAGGUGCAGAAUUCCCUGGGCAACUCGAAGAGCAAACAAGCCCAGCACAAGUCCGAGAAAUCCGGUAGCCUGAGCCCCUCGUACGUGGUGAACGCUCAGAUACAGUCGCAGAGAAAGGGCAAAGCGCGUGGUCAGCACAAAAAUGGAAAAUCGGCGAACAAACCGAGUCCCCGGCCAACCGUGCAAACAUUGAGGGGAUUGACAGCGAUCAGAGGACCGAACGCGGCUGGCGAAGUUCGUUUAAUUACAUCGAGACCUCGCGGAAGAAGCACGCCAAGUCCAAUCGUAGCGACAACCGUUCAGACCAGCCCUCCCACUACGAUCACGACCACCAAAGUGACCAGCAGACAACGAAUCGUCGAGAUAGUGACCGCGUCCAGUCUUCAGAGAGGUCUGAUUCUACUGGAACCACCGGAGAAAUCUGCCAUUGACAGCGUUCCAGCGAUUUUCCAACAGUAUCCGAAAGUUCAACAACUGUACCCACUGUAUCCGGUUUACGCUGGAGUACGCGGAGCUGGACAACAACACGCGACCAGGGCUAAGGGUCUCGAUUUACUCCAGGACGAACAGUUCGAUUCGAAGAACCUGGACAAGGACACUCUGGAAGAGUUCAAGCUAGUGUUCUACGGCACCGAAACGUCCCUAGAGUUCGACGACGACCUGGACAAGGACAAGUUGGUACCCCCCGUGAUUCACGAGGACGUGAGCCAGGAUAACACGGCGAUAGGAGCGAGGCACAACAACGUGGACCAGGAGAGCGGUUCGUGGACGGGUAGCCAGCAGGUAGAACGCGUGUCGCAUCCGGAGGUCCAGAGACCGACGACGGAGAACCAGACGAGCGGUUGCAGUUCCGUCGACGCUUCGAACGGCAGGUGCCUAGAAUGCAAGCUGAAUUGGUACUACCACAACGGUGUCUGCGUGCACGAGUGUCCAGCCGGGAGUUAUGGCGUUUCUGACGAGACAAAGGCAGUCUGUUCCCGUUGCCAUUACACUUGCCAAACUUGUUCGGGACCUUCGAACACCGAGUGCACCAGCUGCUACGAAGAUGCCGAGCUCCUUUCGAGCGAGUCACAGUGUGUCAUAUUGGAACUCUCUUGGACGAUGCAGUCUACCCUUUGGUUCUACAGAAUGACCAUUUUGUUCACGAUCAACCUGCUUCUUUUCCUGACUUUGGCAAUUUAUAUGGCGAUCAAGUGGUAUCAACGCAGGAGAAGCUUACCCAUGUUCAGAUACAGCAAGGUUGCCUAUUCAGGCAAUGGAGACACGAGUAAAGAAAUUGAUAGGUUGCAAGAAAAUGGUACUCUCUCUGACAGUGAAUGAAAAUGAACUUUAUGGGGUGUGUGAUUUAAGAAGAAAUGAAAUUUACGAAGCAUAUGACUUGAAGACGAGAAAUUGUGUAAUUGAAUGACCCGAUUGACAUGAUAACAGUAUUUUUGAACAGUGAUGAUGGUUCAGAGAGCGUCCUUUUGUUUGACACAUUCCAGCUUGCAUUUCGGAAUGAAUUUGUAAGUUAUCCCGGUGAAUGUUGAAAUUAUAAGAAAACUAAUGUGAUUCAGAGCCAUUCGAUGUGACAACAAAUGCAUAAUAAUAUUUUGAAGUAAUGAAGUCAUGAAAUAGAAUAGAUUUAAUUUAGAAAUAAAUGUAGCAUUUAAAUUAGAAAUUAUUCCUAACGCGUUUAGAGAGGAAUGAAAAUUAAAAUUUGAAAUCUUCUAGCCUAAUCGAGUCAAUUAAAUACGCUUACUAAGUUUGAAAUCACGGCUGACUAACAAUUAAUAAUUAUUAGGUUGUGGCAUAUCAAAUGGACGAAUUUGAAACAUGAAAAGUCUGACAUCAUUUGAUGACAUAAAAGUAUUGCAAAAUGGCACAAGUGCCAUUUGUAUUGCAAGAUCCUGUGCUCUUCGAUAAUCAAAAUUAGAAUAACUCUAUCAUAAUCUGUAAUCUAUAUAUAUAUAUAUAGUCACUUUUCAACUCGAGAACUACUGGGGUUAGAGAUACACUCUAUACGUCAUUAGAAAGGUCUUACUAAAACUAACUCAAAGCCGUUGCGUUUGUGCGGCUAAGUGGCCGGAGGGAAAAGUUACAGGGGUUUCCAUUUCUUGUAGAAAGUCUAUGGGUCGCACAUUUAACAGUAAGUAAUGUUUUUGAAAAGGGUUGCGUUGGUACUAUGCAGCGCAUGCGCGCCUAACAAUAAUUUUUUCAGACUUUGACGAUCCAUAUUUCAAAAAUGCGAAUUUUCCGGGGGACGAGCCUAGUUUAAUUAUAACACGAUUUGCAUUGUUCGAGUUCCUAACUGCACAAAGAGAGCACAUUGUAAUUGCUACAUAAAUGAAAUUACUAUGUGAUCCUAUUUAUGUAAAUUACUUUAAAUACGUGAAACAAUAAAGCAUAACAUCUAACAACCAAAGACGUUUAAAGUUACACAACUCGGUUAGAGUAAAUCGUAGGUGUAGGUAUAGAUGUAUAUAACCAUGGUUGUCAAUCAAACAACAUUUUGUAACAUAAGUUUUAACUUGCUUCUGUUUAUGAAUAAUACUGUAAAUAAUAUUUAUAAAAGAUGAUUUACCUCUGUAAUGUGAUACACGUAUCACUGCAAAAGCGUGCGAAGUAAACAACUAAUUACUUUUGUUAUAAAACAAAUGAUAGACAUUAUACAAUAGGGAUUUUACUAAUUAAAUGUAAUUAACAUA
This is a messenger RNA of Osmia lignaria (orchard mason bee), 6216 nucleotides long. The record is from RefSeq and is a predicted model, not a curated record. NCBI's taxonomy places the organism in Eukaryota, Metazoa, Arthropoda, Insecta, Hymenoptera, Megachilidae.